Messenger RNA from Rana temporaria (common frog), 6051 nucleotides. RefSeq names its product interferon-induced very large GTPase 1-like. Gene Ontology annotation, molecular function: GTP binding. The transcript has 4 exons. The record is from RefSeq and is a predicted model, not a curated record. The coding region runs from base 1 to 4863 and encodes 1620 amino acids. Lineage: Eukaryota; Metazoa; Chordata; Amphibia; Anura; Ranidae.
AUGGGAAUAUUAGACUAUUCAUUUUUCGAAACUGAGAAGGAAAAUGACACAGAUGAGUUUAAAAGGUCUAAAAAAUCAAAACUUGACGAAGAACUGGACAAUAAAGAAGUGAAAACUGGGAUUCACCCGUCAAAGGAACACCUCUCCAAAGUGCCAGACGCCAUCGAAUGUGAGAAUUUGCCAACUCAAGUCGGUUACAAUGAUGAACUGCAGUCAGGUGGAGGCCCCAAAGAGGACGACAAGCAUGCAGAUGAGCUUCCCUCGGACAAUCUGUUAUUUCUUGUGCGAAAAAUUAGAAGACCUACUUAUGCAAAUUAUGCUGAGAAGGAACAAGCGUUCUAUGUUCUGAGCAAAUUGAUGGCCUUGGAAAGAACUGCCAGGAACUAUAUUAUUCCCGAGAUGAUUCAGAAGUCAGAAGAAGAUAUGAAUUUUGACACUGACAUAGCCGAGUCAUCUAGUGCUGCUAAUCCUCUUGAUGUUCUGUGUGAUAUACACAAUUCGUGCACAAACUACAUUAGCCAGCAAGAAAUUAUAACAAAAAUGUCCAUGUGUCAGUUUGCCAUCCCCCUGCUGCUCCCCCCAUCUGGUGACAAUUCACAUUGUACCUUCAUGUUGUGGGCAAUGAGAGACAUUGUAAAAAGAUGGAGACCACAGUCAUUAGCACAUUUAAAAGGAUUCAGAGAAGACAAUCUGGUAAAUAUUUGUAUGCCUAUUUGUUCAUUUGUCAGACUAGGAUCAUGCAACUUAUCAAAGUCUAAUCUCCUCAAUCAUGUUCUCAGUCCUGCCCUGCAGACCCAUAAUUUUUUUGUACAUCGGGAUAUGGAUGGUGGGAACAUUAUGAAGAGAAGUUCAGAUGGAUUGGUAGAGAUAAGCUGGUAUUUCCCUUCUGGCCAGAAAGGUAUAGAUGUUUUUAGUGAACCCAUAGCUAUCACCAAUCUUCGAGGGGACCUGGAAUCUCACAACCAACAGCUCCAAUUCUUAUUAUCUAUUUCAACGGCCAUGUUCAUAUUUGUUGAGAGCAUACACGAAGAACAAUAUCAAAUUCUUUCUGGUUUGUCAGAAAAAAAAGACACGCAUUUUUUUUUAAUUAUCAAUGGAAGCAAUAAAAAGCCAGGAAAUGAUACACUAAAAUACCUGAACAAAGUAUCAGACAAGCUAAAACUGAAGAAAAUGAAUGUAAUAAUUAAAAAUAAGAAUGGGAAUGACUCACAAAUUGCAUCACAAUUGCAGACAGCAAUAAAAUAUUUAAUUACAAAUGAUGCAAAGAAGCUAAGUUUGCAGAAAAUUGCACACAUGGAGAUCUGUAACAAAUUAAAUAUUGUAGUAGAUGAAGACUUUUGUGAAUCAGCAAAAAGAAAAGCAAAGGAAAUUACAGAUCAGAUAAAAGACAUAACACAAUUUAAAAAGGAAGACAUGAAACUACAAGGAGACCUCUGGAGACAACUGACUAAAGUAGAAAAGGAAUUGUGCAGACUGAAAGAACUUGGUGAUAGAGAUCCAGAAGAAUAUAAAUCACAGCUCCAAUCUGAAAUACAUCACCUCCGGACAGAGCAAAGAUACCAAACUCUGGCUGAUAGCAUUAAAAAAUUUGUACAAACAAUGACAGUGAGCUCUUCCCCAGAGAAGCAACUUUUUAUAAAAUGGUUAAAAAUGUAUCUUGAUGAAUCUGGAAGAAAUAAUCUUUCAAUGUUACAGGCAGAGUACAGAGACAAACAGAAUAACUUGUCUGUUAAUGCAAGUGAGCUAAAAAACAUAGACCAAAGGAUAGCUGAUAGUAGUUUAGGUGUUGAGAACUUCCUACGUGAGUUGGGACAAUUUUAUGAAGCAGCACAGUACAUGGAAGAAAAAGGUCAAGAUACAGAUGGAAUACAUAGUAAACUUCCCAAAAUAGCUUCAGGUAUUUUACUUGAUGGAUAUCCAUUAGAACUGAUAGAUGGAGAUACUUCCAACAUCCCCCUGCAAUGGAUAACUGAUGUCCUAAAAGAAACAGACAUAAAAACAGGAGGAAAAUGUAGAAUACGAGCAAUAGCUGUGCUGGGAGUUCAGAGCACUGGGAAAUCCACUCUUCUGAACACCAUGUUUGGUUUACAGCUACCGGUGGCCAGCGGAAGGUGUACAAGAGGAGCCUUCAUGACACUUCUCACUGUAGAAGAAAACUUUCAGAAGGACCUGGGCUGUCAGUUCCUUUUGCUAAUUGACACUGAAGGGUUAAAAUCAUUGGAACUGGCCUCCCUUGAUGGUAGCUAUGAACAUGAUAAUGAGAUUGCAACAGUGGUGGUGGGGUUGAGUGAUAUUACCAUUGUCAAUAUGGCCAUGGAAAACACGGAAGAGAUUAAGGACAUUUUACAAAUUGUAGUUUAUGCUUUUCUGCGAAUGAAAGAAGUAGGAAAGAAACCAAGCUGCCAGUUUGUACACCAGAAUGUGAGUGAUGUGUCCGCUCAUGUGAAAAACCAAAGAGCCAGACAGAAAUUUCUUGAACAGCUUAAUGAACUGACAACAAUUGCAGCAAAAACAGAGAAAAGAAGUGAUGUAACUUGUUUUUCUGACAUUAUUUACUGUGACCUUGAAGCACACUCUUGCUACAUCCCUGGCCUGUGGCAUGGCAUACCCCCCAUGGCUUCAAUAAACAUGGGUUAUAGUGAGACUGUUCAAGAAUUAAAAGAAUCCAUAAUUAACACUCUGCAAUCCAUGCCUGGAAAACCCCAAACUAUCUUGGAGUUCACUGAAUGGCUAAAAAGCUUGUGGAAUGCUGUGAAACAUGAGAAAUUUAUUUUCAGCUUCAGAAAUCGGUUGGUGACCGAAGCCUACAACCAGCUCUGCAUGGAGUACUCAGACUGGGAAUGGAGAUUCCAGAAAGGUGUUCAUCAUUGGAUGAUAAAAACUGAGACUUUAAUCUACAAUCUGUCAUCUGAUAAACUAGGGGAGACAUGGAACACCAUUCUAAAUGAAAUUAAGCAAUUGUUGGAUAAUGAGGAGAGAAACAUGUUACAAUCACUUGAGAAUUACUUUGAACGUGACUAUAACAACGCUCAUCUCUUGGACAUGUUCAGAGGAGACUUUUUCAGGAGUGUGAACUUCCUCGGGAAAGAGCUGGAAAAUACUCUGAUUGACAAAUGUGAGAAAACAAUGCGCAUCCAAAGAGAAAAAUUUGAAAUCCAAGCCAUGCAAGAGAAAUACAUCAAUAUGACUGAGGUAAAAGUGGCAGAAAUAAUGGAAGAAAAACGAAGGAACACAAAUGAUAUCAGUCCAGAACAACUAGAGGGAGAAUUUGACAUGAUGUGGAAAAGUGCUUUAGAUACAUUACGGCUAAGUAAACUGGAGAGACAGAAUAUUGAACAAAUCAUCAUUCAGCAGCUGAAACAAGACAUGAAGCAUGAUGAACAGGCCCUCAAAAAGUUGGAUAACAUUACAAGCUUUGCUGCAUAUGAAAAGGAGUUUAAAAUUGACGAAGAACACCAAUUAAGCCAAUCUAGGGAGGAGCUAACCCUUAUGCAAAAUCUGGCUUGCUCUUUACUCCAUGAAUGCAAUCAUUACGUUUCUAAGUGUGCUAAUACCAGGGAAAACUUCAAUGAAAUAUUGUCCCAAGAACUGCUAAAAAUUAUAAAUAGAAGUUUGAAUAACCAAGAAGAUAGACAUUUCAGUAUGACCAUAGAUUUCAAUAUGGAUCUAAAGCUUCAUAUUUUGGGAAGUGCUGCUCCUGAAUUUCAGAAGAUGCACAAUGACUUUGUCCAAAGAAAUGAUCCCAGAAGCUGUCUGGAAAAGCUGAAACCAGAAUAUUUUUCUAUUUUCCAAAGUAGGUUUGAGAAAAGAAAAGAAUGUCAACGGCGAGCCAAACAAUUUUGUGAACUGUGUUUGAAGCCGGCAAUCAUUGAUCACAUCAACAGACAUCUUGGAAAGGAGAUAGUGGAGGAGAUUUUGCAGAAAGGAGGGCCAUGGGAAUUUAAGAGUCAUACUGUGUUUCAGAGCGUGUUGCUUGAAGAAUUAUUGCAAAAUAAAUCAUGUGAAGAAUACAUAAAUUAUAUCAACUUCUAUGAACUUUUUGUUGAAAAAUGGAUUUCCCAGUACAUUCUUAAACAUUAUAAUGGCCAAAGAGAUAUCCAAGCUUUGCAAUUAGGCAUCUUACAAUCAUUGACUGAGACAAUAAUGCAAGCUCUGAAGAAUUUAAGUACUGCACAAGUCAGUAGCAUGUCAGCAUUUUUAGCCAAAUUUUGCGAUAUUUUGAAAAAAGAUCUGGUUAUUUCUCAGAAUAAUUUGAAAGUUGUCAAUUUUCAAAGUAAUGUUGAUGUAGGGAAGUUUAUUAAUGACAUUGAGGCAUUUAUUCCAGACUUACAGGAGGUACUACAAAUGGAAAUGAGCUCAGCAAGUGUCAGUUCUGUUCUUUUACAGCUGAACUUGAAGCCUCAGGAGGAACUGGCCAAGAAGGUGAUUGGCUGCGGCAAGCAGUGUCCGUUUUGUAAAGCCCCCUGUGAGGCUGGAGGAGCUGAUCAUAAAGAGCAUUUUGCUUCAAUACAUCGACCAAUAGGAUUAGCACAACAUAAAAACGAACAGACAGAGGCUCUGGACCAUACAAUAUGUUCUACAAAUGUCAUCUCCAAUAGGAGAUUCAGGAAUACUGACACCAACUGGAAACCCCAUCCCUACAAAGAUUACCAGGCGAUUUACCCAGACUGGGUCAUUUACCCCAACACAACUGCUGAUGGCUCUGAUUACUGGAAGUUUGUUUUUACAAAGUUCAAUGAAUCUCUUGCAGAAAAGUAUAAAGCCAAACCAGCAAAUCCCCCCGAAGACUGGUACAGGAUAACUGAGGAUCAAGCUCUAAAAAGCUUCAAGACAGCAUUAAAUACUCAUGAAAAAAAUAGCUAAACACAGAAUAUAAGAAUAAAAUCUGUCAUGUUAAAGUGGAGGUUCACUCAAAAUCACAACUAUAUUGCAACACAACCGCUGCAAUAUGUACACUCAUCAAAAGGCACAAUUUUUUUUUUCUAUAUGUAAAUACCUUGUAUUUGCCUUUCAUAAAGUGACUUCCGGGAUUCCCCUCCCGCGGGAGUAGGCGUUUCCAAGUUUAUCCCCGGCGCCGCAAUGCAAUGUGGGACUUUCUGGGAGCACAGUGCUGCAGCUCUAUCCCCGUACUGAGCCGUGUCAUGUUUAUUUAGAUUUGUGCAUACCAUCACAAAGGGGCGUGAACUUUCAAUGACGCCGCCCGUUGUGAUGGCAACCUUUUAGUUUACAGCCCUAAGCGCAGGCGCGAGAAUAAGCAGUGAAUGCUGGGAGCUGAGCAUUCCCCUCUUCCAGGAAAUGAUUGGUUGUGGGCUUCACAAUGCCCACAAGCAAAAUGGAAACUUCCGGGAAUGGAUUUUAAAACUCCUUCUUUACGAGGAAAACGGACAGCGGAUACUUGCAGGGACUAACCAAGUGAGUGUACUUUAGUAUUGGUAAACCCCAUUAAAUUCGAAAAAAUAAAAAAUAAAAGUUUGGCCACGGAACCCCCGCUUUAAAGAUUUAAAUGAAACAAACAAUAACCCAGCUGGUUCCCCAGCAAUUAUGUUGUAUCUCAGUUUUCUUGAAGAAUAACUCCACUUUUAUUGAGCAAAAACAAGCUCCUUUGGACGAUCUAUGUACAGUACACUGCAAAAUGUUAACAAACUUUGUAGUGGAGUCCUAUCUUUUGUUGCUUUGAAGAAAUAGCUGUUUAAUUUCACAAGACUGAUUAAGAAUGGGAGAAUUUAUUUCAUUAUAAUCACCUGGUGAACUCUGUGUUCUGAUAAGGAACGUCACAGUGUCUGCAUCCCUUUAGAAGUAAUCAACUCCUGGGGACUAUCUCAGCAAAACUAAAAUUCCUGUUGCAGGGGAUGCUUAAAAUCUGACAUAUCUUACUGAAGACUUCUGGAAAAAUCAGUGAGCCAAUCACACAAACAGGAAAUUACAUUUUUUGGAGAUUUUCUGUACACCAAUUAUGUACAGAACACCUUAAGGUUGCCACAUUGCAUUGAAUGUUACAGUAAAUUACAGCUGCUGUAGACAGAAAUAAAAGGAAUUGUUUGUAUAAUAUUA